AUGCGCUUCUCUCUUAUCGCUCUCGCAGUGUUCGCUGCUGCCUCCGCCGCCAUGAAGCUGAGCGACGUGCCCGGCACCGAGGCCAAUCCCCUAGAUCUAGACAGCAACUACGUAGUCCAAUGGACUUAUAACGAAAAUGAGAGAGACAAGCCCGUCUGGGUGGCUCUCUCCCACUACGAUCAAGGCGGGUACUCGGAAUGCUACCUGCUCUCCGGCCAGCUCCGCGCCGGGGAUGGAAGCUUUCGCAUCCCAACGCACCCUGUCUCCCAGCCGGUUACUCAAGUCUACAUGACGCAAGCUCUGAUUUUUCGCCCUUCCCUGGCAUAUAGCACUGGGUAUCGGUUCCGCCUGCACCAGACCAACCAAUGCGUCGCCAACCCCGGCAUUGAGGACCAGACGAACCAGUUUCGCCUGAAGCCUUACUACCCACCUACGAACUAG
Molecule: messenger RNA, 441 nt
Organism: Aspergillus japonicus CBS 114.51
Lineage: Eukaryota; Fungi; Ascomycota; Eurotiomycetes; Eurotiales; Aspergillaceae
Exons: 3
Coding region: 1-441 (146 amino acids)
Source: RefSeq, a predicted model, not a curated record